Molecule: messenger RNA, 726 nt
Organism: Pelagomonas calceolata
Lineage: Eukaryota; Pelagophyceae; Pelagomonadales; Pelagomonadaceae
Source: the annotation of a GenBank genome assembly
CAGCUGCGGAGCGUCCAGAGAUCUCGCAAGCAAGCUCUGUCGCUGCGCAGUGCUCCCAUUCGCACCGCUGCCGCUCUGCGCGCUGCAGAUCAGCCCUACGUAGCUGCACGAUGGCGCAUCUAGACCUCGGCAUCGAUGGCCUGGAGCCGACGCCGCAGCAGCUCAGCUGCACCGGCCUCUCGGAGGACAUCGCCGUCGCGCCGCCGGCCACCGAGGAGGACAUCGAGGCCAUCAUCGAUUCCAUCGGCCGCAUGGAGAUGGAAGAGCGGGAGACCGCGGCGGCGCCGCGGGGAGUGAGGAUGGACACGUCGAAGAAGAUGGGCGGCGCGCUCGGCGCCAAGCGCGGCAGCACGAAGCGGGAGGAGGGCGUCGCCAAAUCGGCGCGACGCGCGCUCGACGAGCAAAACAUCCGUUUACUAAGAGAGGCGAUCAUCGCCAUCGGCGCCAAGGCCGCCAAGCGCCUGCUCAAGCGCGUCGUCGAGACGCAGCGCGACGGCGGGCUGGCCACGGCGGACGGCUCGCGCAAGCGCACGCCCGGCGGCGUCUUCUUCCAUCUACUGCGCGACGAGAUGACGCCGGAGGCCUACAAGCAGUUAAUGAAGGCUGAUAGCAAGCGCAAGAAGCGCGAGCUAGAAGAAAGGCGGAAGCAGCGGGAGAAGCGCGCGCGCGAGGGCGGGACUCCAGGAGGCGACGCGAAGCGGGGCCGCCGCUAGUUGUGUACUCUAA